AUGUUCUCCAUCCAGAAGGAAGAGUUCUGUUUCCGCGGCGGGGACGUUGAGAUUCUGGUCAAGGGCGAAGGCGACACAGUGAUCCGUGGUUUGGUAUAAUCUCAGGUAUUGUGCCUCGCCAGCGAAAUAUGGGAAAAGUUCAUCUAUCCACCAUUUCCACACAUCAACUCGUCCAGCGAGAAAUCGUCUACUGGAGCUUCUACAAUCUCAACAAAAGACGAUGGCACAAACUUCAGUGCUCGCAAGAAGAAAAACAUCCAACGGGAGAUUAUCGCGACGGUAGACUUUACAGAUGAUGAUCCAGAGGUAAGAUCUUACUUUACUCUUUUCUAUUACAUGAACAGUGGCUAACCUACUACCAUAGGCUCUCUUAAUACUCCUCAAGAUCGCACAUCAUAGAAUCAAGACCAUUCCAAAGGCGCUAAGUCGAGAAACUUUAUUCCACAUCGCCGGACUCGUCGAACAAUAUCAAGUUCUUGACUUGGUAAAGCCAUACAUAUCAAUUUGGCUCGCCGAAAUCUGGGACAACAUUCCGAAAUGGAUCAAUCAGGGUCUUGAAAAGACGUUAUUUAUCGCCUAUUUAUUUGGGCAGGAGCAGGAGUUUAUUAAUAUUUCUUCUACCAUCGUGAUGCAUAUUACUAUUGAGAGUAAUGAGACAUUGUUCUUCUCAUCGAAACACGUCGGUGGAGAACUCGCUCUUCAUUUGCUUCCACCAGGUCUUCAGGGUAAGCUCAAGAAUAUUCUGUAUCCUUUUGAUGGCCUUGUAGCUGACUACAUUCACAGACAAUAUGAGAGUAGCGCGUGGUGCAGCAAAAGACGCGAUCGUGAAGUUCAUCGAUCGAAUUGUAACGUACAUCCGACAACUGGAUUGGGAGGAGGCGGAGGACCAGAGUGAUGAAGGUCUUUACGGCGUAGUCCUCAAUGAAGCGGGUUUUGUUAGUGAUCUUUUCAAGGAAGCAAUGAAGCCUUUGGAAACUGGAAUGCUAAAUGGGACUCUUAAGCGAACCUUUCUUCGAGUCUCGCAGGUACUACAGCGGAUGUUCAAUAGUGCUUAUCGGUAUUAUUAUCGGGCGGUGUAUAAGUCGUUUCAUAACCUCCGAUUGGAAUUGUUGAAGCUAGUAGAGGCGGAGAUUGCGAAGGCUUUGUUGACGCAGGAUUUGAAGUCUCAUAUGAGUAGAGCGAAUGAACAAUUGGAAUGGGCGUAG
Messenger RNA from Hymenoscyphus albidus, 1205 nucleotides. Lineage: Eukaryota; Fungi; Ascomycota; Leotiomycetes; Helotiales; Helotiaceae. The record is from the annotation of a GenBank genome assembly.